AUGGGCAUCAAGGACCUUCUCAGAUUCAUGAAACCCUACAUUCUUCCCAUUCACAUCCAGAAAUACGCCGGCAAACGGGUGGGAAUCGAUGCAUAUUCAUGGCUACACAAAGGAGCAUACUCAUGCAGUAUGGAGCUGUGUUUAGACACUGAUGGGAAGAAGAAGCUGAGGUACAUUGAUUACUUUAUGCACAGAAUCAACCUUCUUCAACACUAUGAGAUCAUCCCAAUCGUUGUUCUUGAUGGUGGUCAUAUGCCUUGCAAAGCUGCCACAGGAGAUGAACGUCAAAGGAAGCGAAAGGCAAACUUUGAUGCUGCAAUGGCUAAGCUUAAGGAAGGGAAUGUUGGAGCUGCUACUGAGCUUUUUCAGAGAGCAGUUAGUGUAACAUCAUCCAUGGCUCAUCAACUGGUUGAGGUUCUGAAAUCAGAAAACGUCGAAUUUAUUGUAGCUCCGUAUGAGGCUGAUGCUCAGCUAGCUUACUUAUCUAGCCUCGAACUUGAACAAGGCGGGAUUGCUGCUGUUAUAACCGAGGACAGCGAUUUACUUGCGUAUGGCUGCAAAGCUGUUAUCUUUAAGAUGGACCGGUAUGGUAAAGGAGAGGAACUGAUUCUAGAUAAUGUCUUUCAAGCCGUUGAUCAAAAACCUUCUUUCCAGAAUUUUGAUCAAGAGUUAUUCACUGCAAUGUGCGUAUUAGCCGGAUGUGAUUUUCUCCCCUCGGUUCCUGGGGUUGGCAUUUCAAGAGCUCAUGCAUUCAUCUCCAAAUACCAGAGUGUAGAACGCGUUUUGUCAGUUCUCAAGACUAAAAAGGGCAAACUGUUUCCUGAUAAUUACUCCAGCUCUUUAGUGGAAGCAGUUUCAGUUUUUCAGCACGCUCGUGUAUAUGACUUUGAUGCUAAGAAGCUCAAAUACUUGAAACCCCUCUCUCAGAGCCUCCUGGAUUUACCUGUUGAACAACUCGAGUUCCUCGGACCAGACCUGACGCCAUCUGUUGCUGCUGCAAUUGCUGAAGGGAAGGUUGAUCCUAUAACCAUGGAGGCUUUUAACCGCUUCUCAGUUUCUAAGACACCGCUGAAGACGCCUGUUCGAUCAUUCAAGGAACAGGAAAAGAGUGGUUCCUUUUUGGAAAGAAUAGAGCUCAAAAGGACUGCUGAUGAAGCUAUGAUCGAUCCAGAAGCUGUUUUGAAGGAGCCGAAGUACUCAAAACAAGAUUUAGAUCUUCACAAACUUGUUUUGCAGCCUAACAAGGAUCAGAUGGUUAUCCGGACCGGCAAUCCCUCACUGAUUCCGAAUAACAACCCGUUCAAGAUUAGAAAAACGGAUGAAAUGAACAUGGAAUCCGAAGAGUACGGUUUGCAACAGCUCAAGGUUUCUUUUGGGACCAAAAGCGAAGGUAUGGAUGUGUCUUGCUCUUCACCAAACUCUAAGGAACAUGAUUGUUCAGAGGGUCAAAAAGAGGUUAUAAUCGAUUUGUCCAAGCUUGUUGAUGACUCCGGAGUUAAACAAGACUGUGAGAAGAACAGAGAGGAGGAAGGAUUUGAAUCCACAGAGGAUGAUGUAGUUGAAAUUCAAGGUCAUGUGAACAUUACGACAAAGAGAGUGCGUGGAGCAAAACCUAGAACGGAGAGUUUCAAAGUGAAAACAAGCUCUACAUGUUCAGAGAACAAGAAGGCUAAGAUCAACAAGAAAAGCAGUAUACUAGAUUUCUUUCAUCGAUUGUAG
Molecule: messenger RNA, 1719 nt
Organism: Microthlaspi erraticum
Lineage: Eukaryota; Viridiplantae; Streptophyta; Magnoliopsida; Brassicales; Brassicaceae
Source: the annotation of a GenBank genome assembly